CCCUCCCCCUGCCGGCGCCUCAGAAGACCAUUCAUCAAGAAUUUUGUAUCCAAGGCACAGAAGUUUGUUACCGAAGAUGAUGAAUGCUGACAUGGAUGCAGUUGAUGCUGAAAAUCAGGUGGAACUGGAGGAAAAAACACGACUUAUUAAUCAAGCGUUGGAACUCCAACACACACUUGAAGAUCUGUCUGCAAGAGUAGAUGCAGUUAAGGAAGAAAAUCUGAAGCUAAAAUCAGAAAACCAAGUUCUCGGACAAUAUAUAGAAAAUCUCAUGUCAGCUUCUAGUGUUUUUCAAACAAGUGACACAAAAAGCAAAAGAAAAUAAGGGAUUGAUAUCUCUUAUGUCUUAUGGAAUUGCUGCUGAUCUUUUUUUUCUUUAAAACUUGGAUAGAUCCCAAAAGUUAUAGUACUUUUGUUUGUGUCUUCACUGAGUAUUUAUGAAG
Molecule: messenger RNA, 443 nt
Organism: Cervus elaphus (red deer)
Lineage: Eukaryota; Metazoa; Chordata; Mammalia; Artiodactyla; Cervidae
Product: short coiled-coil protein-like
Exons: 1
Coding region: 77-325 (82 amino acids)
Cellular component (GO): trans-Golgi network
Source: RefSeq, a predicted model, not a curated record